GGUCGUUGGAAGGGGACUUGUUAUUUACUUCUUGAUGUCUUGUUCACGUGGGUUCAUGAAGCGCUACGGUAUGUGACUUGUGAAACAUAUCCGGUCUCAUGUCUUGUCAUGUGAGGAUGGGAAAUAUUCUCUUAUUUUUUUUCCUUCUUUUCCCUUUUUGAUACUCUACCGGGAUGUGUGCAAUGUUGGAGGUUUUCUCAAUUAUUUACUUUCGACGCCUUUUCUUCCUCUUCACUACUCGAUGGAUACGUAUAGUCUACAUCGCCACCGCUACUACUACCCUCUUACUCUCCCGUGAGAAAUUUUCCUUUGUUGCUGGGUGUUCGGUACGGACGCGGUUGCGGUUUGCGGAGGGGUCGGGGUCAGUCAGUCAGAGGCGGCGGGCACGGCGGGAUGCAGAGUUCUGUCAGAGUCAGACGAUCGACGGGGCGGGCGGGCCAAUGUGGCACAGCACGACACACGACACACGGCGGUUAGCGGUUGAAACGGGGGUGGUCGAGACACAAAACCUCGCAGCAUCACCCAAACAAGAGAGAGCAAUGCCCCGAAUAGGGAAACAAGUCCAACGAAUCGAAAAUGUCGAUACCAUACCAUACCGUCCUCUCCUGUCCCGGAAACUUCUUCCCGAAUACACCGCGUCUCGACUCUCUGACUGACUGACUGACUGACUGGCCUCUUUUUUGGAACCUUCUCAUUCUGCUUCUUCUUUCCCAUUUUCCCACCUAUUCUCUCUCCUCCCACACCUCCCCCCGCUGUAGUUGUACGACGUACGUAGGACACACAUCCAACCCCCCCAGCACACACACAUACACACAGAGGGUACGCAUAAAGUCUUAUACUUUUGCACCGCUUGUCGUGCGUGUGCGCGGGCGGUGGGUUCUCGAAAUGUUCGAAUCUUUUUUUUGUA
This is a messenger RNA of Aaosphaeria arxii CBS 175.79, 907 nucleotides long. RefSeq lists its product as uncharacterized. Bases 174 to 656 code for a protein of 160 amino acids. NCBI's taxonomy places the organism in Eukaryota, Fungi, Ascomycota, Dothideomycetes, Pleosporales. The record is from RefSeq and is a predicted model, not a curated record. The transcript has a single exon.